AUGCGCGAGAGCAGGGAGUCCAGGGGCGAUCUUCCCAGGAAUUUCCCGUCACCCUAUCUGGAAUGGGAUCAGCUUUCUUCCCGUAUUUGGGAACACCCUCGUAAGGCUUAUCUCGAAAGUUGGUUGGCAGACGACGCUGAUGCUUCUUUUAGCGCUCCCAGAUCUUACUUUGGCCAGCUGGGCCAAUUUACAGAUGAAGUGGCGGCCGACUUGCAGAGAAAGCGAAUAGUUAUCGCCAUAACCCAGCAUACCCUCCGUCUCGCCGAAGUUCUCGGGGAAGCAGACGUACCUGCCUCAAUAGGAGAGUCCCUGGAAACACCGCCAUUACCAGGGCAGGUUCACCUGUUGCAAGGUUUCCUUAAUGAGGGAUGGGAAACUGAAGGAAAUGAGCACCAUCCUGGUAUAACCCUUCUCUCUGACUCAGAAUUGUUCGGCACGGUCAAGGAGCGCCGUUACCGGCCGGUCCGUAGCCGGGAACAAUUGGGUGAGGAUAUUAUCCUCUCCGAAUUGGUUCCAGGGAGCUAUGUGGUACACGUGGACCACGGCGUUGCCAGGUUUGCCGGAACCACUCAUAUGGAGGACAACGGAGAGGACAAGGAGUUCCUGGUCCUGGAAUAUGCCGAGAAUGACAAGCUUUACGUUCCUACGGAUCAUUUGGACCGGGUGGGCGCCUAUGUGGGAGCGCAGGACCAACCGCCAACAUUGACCCGUCUGGGAACCGCGGAAUGGGCGCGAAUAAAGGAAAGAGUAAAGGGAUCGACUCGCGAAAUGGCGGAGGAACUCUUAAGGCUUUAUGCCGCCCGGAAAGCCGCAGAAGGGCACGAAUUUAGCAUGGAUACGAUUUGGCAAAGGGAACUGGAAGAUUCCUUUCCUUUCCAGGAGACGCCAGACCAGGUUCGCGCCAUUGACGAAGUCAAAGCUGAUAUGGAGCAGAUCAAGCCGAUGGACCGGCUGAUCUGUGGAGACGUGGGCUACGGCAAAACGGAGGUGGCUUUGCGAGCCGCCUUCAAGACCGUGUCAGACGGUAUGCAAGUGGGCCUUUUGGUUCCUACAACCGUACUGGCCCAGCAGCACUAUGCCACGUUCAGCGAGCGUCUCAGCCCCUUUCCGCUACAAGUGGAGGUGUUGAGCCGUUUCCGCACCCCAAGAGAACAGCAGGACGUUAUCGAAGGCCUCGAGCAGGGCACUAUCGACAUUGUUAUCGGCACCCACCGGUUGCUUCAAAAGGAUGUCCGCUUCAAGAAUCUGGGGUUAGUAGUAGUGGAUGAAGAACAGCGGUUUGGGGUGGGUCAUAAAGAAACCCUGAAACGUUUGCGAAGCCAGGUGGAUGUGCUGACACUAAGCGCCACCCCCAUACCUAGAACACUACACAUGGCCUUAACGGGAAUCCGGGAUAUGAGCGUAAUGAACACACCUCCGGAAGCCCGCCUGCCCGUCAAAACCUUCGUCUCAGAAUACAAUGAGGAAACUAUUCGGGAGGCCAUUCUUCGGGAAAUCGAGCGCGACGGGCAAGUCUUCUUUCUGCACAACCGUGUCCGGAACAUCGAACAAACGGCGGCCGAUUUGGCCGAGCUUGUACCGGAAGCCCGCUUUAUGAUCGGGCACGGUCAAAUGCCGGAGCUUGAACUGGAAGAAGCGAUGGAGGCUUUCGCGGCUGGCGAAGCGGACGUCCUGGUUUGCACCACCAUCAUUGAAUCCGGCCUGGAUAUGCCCAACGUCAACACGCUUAUUCUGGACCGGGCCGACCGGUUUGGGCUUUCCCAGCUCUACCAAUUGCGAGGCCGUGUUGGCAGGGGAGAGCACCGAGCCUACGCGUACCUGCUCUUGCCCAGGGGCAGGCAGAUAACGGAAGCAGCCGAAAAACGCGUGCAGGCUAUCCUGGAAGCAUCGGAUUUGGGGUCUGGCUUCAGAAUUGCGAUGCGGGACCUGGAAAUAAGGGGCGCGGGUAACUUGCUGGGAGCUGCCCAGAGCGGGCAGAUUCAUGCGGUGGGAUUGGAACUGUACGGUCAAUUGCUCGAAGAGGCAGUGUCUGAACUAAUGGCGCCGGCGAAGGCAGCGAUGGUAAUUCCCAGCCUGCUGACGGCCCCGUCGAGUUACCCAGGAUAG
Molecule: messenger RNA, 2106 nt
Organism: Geodia barretti
Lineage: Eukaryota; Metazoa; Porifera; Demospongiae; Tetractinellida; Geodiidae
Source: the annotation of a GenBank genome assembly